This is a messenger RNA of Conger conger (European conger), 2390 nucleotides long. Its product is annotated as protein FAM81A-like. The annotation marks the transcript as partial. The transcript has 7 exons. The record is from RefSeq and is a predicted model, not a curated record. NCBI's taxonomy places the organism in Eukaryota, Metazoa, Chordata, Actinopteri, Anguilliformes, Congridae.
ACAGACCGUCGGAGCAGCGGGGAGAUUGUGAGCAGUGUGAGGAGAUCACAGGGCAGGGGGCCGAGGGAUGAGCGGCUGGUGUUGGACGAGCACGUCAGCAGUGUCACCACUCUGAUCCAGAGGCUGAGCAGGGAUAUUGAGGUUUUGCAGGAGAAACUGCCCACCCAGGCUGAGGUGACCUACGGGGCCCGGUCUGCUCUACAGAGAAUGGAACUGCUGCAGCUUGCUAUCCUGGGAGACCUCCGAGGAAGGGUUGCCAGAUGUGAUGCCAACAUUUCCAAGUUAUCAGCUGACCUCCACGCCACCAGAGAGGAUCUCCAAAGCCUGGACAAAGAGCAAAAGAUCUCUAAAGCUGCAUUAGAGACCAAAUUUCAGGAGGUAGAAACCCAGGUGUCUUUGAUGUGCAGUAAGGUAGAUCAGUCUACAACCCUAAAAGAAGCCAGGAGGAAACCCACAGAGGGAGACAGCAGCCUACUAGACUCCAAAUUAAAAAUGAUAACCGAUGAAUUGAAAGCCCAGAUCAUCUCUGUUCAGAACUGGAUGGACAAGGAAAUGGAGAACACACUUAAGGAAGUUCUAAACCGGAUUGAGCAGCUUUCCAAACUCAUACAGAAUAAGAUUAACAGCAACGACAAGGCUGUCCAGGAGAAGUACAGCCAGCUCGCGGGGAAGCUGUACACGCUCGAGCAGACGCAGAGAGAGAGGUCUCAGAGGGGGAGAGACGCUGAGCAGACGCUCAAAGCCAGAAUCAGCAGGGUAGAGCAGAGGCUGUGGGCUGAAGUGCAGGACUUAAGGGCAGAGACCAAUGCCGGAUUUACCAUCAUCCACGCGAGCCUGGCUUCCCUGAGGAAAGUUCUGGAGGUGAAGAUAAGGCUGACCCAUGAGCAGCUGGAGCAGCAGAUCGGUCAGGCCCAACGUGGAGGGGCUGAACACAGUGAGCGUGUGGGGUAACAAGCCAGAAAGCACCAUUACCCCCUCUCUCCACCACUAGACUGCACAGUGACCCCCCCCCCCCUUAUCUUUUUCCAAUCACAACUUUAUGUUGGAUUUUUGGAUCAUAUUUAUUCAUUUUUGAAUUCUGAAAUGGCUUGAUAAUGACUUUCAAUGUCUACAGAGUAAAACUGUCAUUCAAAGAUUUUGCAUGACACUGACAAUACAAUAAAGCCUGAGAUCUCUCAUUCAUUACUUUCUAGGUGUUCAGCAUACAUUGUGAAAUGUGAAAUUAUCUCCUUGUUGCUUUGCAUGUAUGCAUACUUUGUUUGAUACACUGUGAAAUAAUAUUUAGAGUAAAAUAUGUUCUGCAGUAUCUGCAUAAAAUGCUAAAUAUAUUUAAUCAUAGUUAAUUCAUUGCUUUCACAGCAGAAAAAUGGGCAAGACCUGUGGGUUUGGCCAGUAUAUUUUGACAAAAUGAUUAGAGAGCCGGGCUUAUUACUGAAAAGUUGCAAUUCUGUUCCGAGCAGGGCUGUUGUACCUUUGAAUUUACCUGAUUUUUUUCGGUAAAUAUCCAGCUAUUACAGUGAAUACCUGUAAAUGGAUUGUAUUGUGGAAGUUGCUCUGGUUAAGAGUCUGCUAAGUGCCAAAGUAUGCCAUUUGCCAAAGGAUUUCUGCUUACACAGUAUUUACAGAAAUCCAGUCCUCAGCCUGUUUCUGUUUAUUAGAUCAGCAGAAAUCAGGUGCUUGAAUGAGACUGGAGUGUGGUAUUUUUACAAUUAGUUCUCUAUUUCCAUUUGGAUAGAUUACAUAUAUGUACAGAACAAAAAUAAGGUAUUUAUUUAUUUAUUUAUUUAUUUGUGCACUACAGGAUACGGUCGGUCAUUAAUUGGGUAAUAUUACAUUUGAAUUGGAUAUGUGAGGGGGCUUUUUUUAAUUUGUCAUUGUUUUUCAGUCUUGUGUGUCCAUUAAUAUGGUGUGACAGUUUACCUUUGUCAACAAAAUUGAUCUUGCUCUGUGACAGUUAAUUCAAAUCAAAUGUAAUGUUCAGCCUCCUCUUUACUGCUUACUGAUGCCUAUCAUUUAGGACUAAAGUCACAGAACUAUCUGAAAUGCAUGAUUUACUGAAUCAGUGUUAUGUGCUAAUAUAAUUUGCAUUUGAUGCUUUGCUUGACUGUUGCCAUACUGUGUAAAUUACUUCCUGUUGGCUAAAGCAAACCACACUCAACAAUUAUGGCUGCUAGUUUCCAGCCCUAUAUCUUAAAUUAACCAAUCAAUUGCUGAGAAGCAAGAUAAAACAGCAUACCUUCCAACCGAACUUUGAAUGGGGUGUGAUGGAUUGGAGAAUACAUUUUGCGGUGUCAUUUGUGGUGUGUUUACUAAACAUGACAACCUCUUGUUGUCAUUAAAUGUAAUUCUAGAUACAAAUUAUUCAGAAUAAAACAUUUUGCUUUACAAAU